UUUCGCCAGUAUAAUCGAUAAAGCUAGGUUGGACACCAAAAAGUUAUCGGUUUAAUCUGGGAUAAUUUUAUAAUUAUAAUUUUGUACGGCUAAUCUCUUUUUCUAAUUACAGAUUAGGGAGUUAAGCUCGAGAAUGUGGAUAAUCCAUUUAUGUGCAAAGCUAUUCCUAGGCGUUUCAGUUACAUACAUACACAUGUUUUCACUUUAUUGUCGUACUAGUAUACCCUCCAAGUCAAUAAAAUAUGCAAUAUUCUUACUUAACCAAAACAUUGCUCAGCUUUGCUAUGAUAUAACGGGACUGCGAUGUGAUAUGCGUUCAACACUGGAAAAUAUUAAUCAGAUAUUUAUCUUUUUAUCUGAGACUCAAAACUCAGAUCAAAGUGAACAGAAGAAAUCAGAUGUGUACAUUAACAAAUCUUUCACACCAAGUUUCAACAGUUAUAAAAAUGCCAGUAACGGCUGUGCAAAAGCAGCCACUAAUCAGCUUUCGAGGUCACAGUCUUCAGUUGAUAUAAAUAACAUGCCGUUUCCGUUGACGACAGCAGCGCCGCAUAAUUUCUUGUUGCAGCUGCCGAAUAGCAUACCUCUGUCAAUUGAAGGUGAUUCUAUUUUAAAACAACGGUUAGUAUGCAAAUGA
This is a messenger RNA of Rhagoletis pomonella (apple maggot), 637 nucleotides long. RefSeq names its product UV radiation resistance-associated gene protein-like. The record is from RefSeq and is a predicted model, not a curated record. The transcript has 2 exons. NCBI's taxonomy places the organism in Eukaryota, Metazoa, Arthropoda, Insecta, Diptera, Tephritidae. The coding region runs from base 134 to 637 and encodes 167 amino acids.